AUCAUAGGGUCCUCAACCAAUACUUCUCUCUCAGUACUCAUCUUUUAGAAACUCAAACAAAAAGAAACCAAACUAGUUUGAGUAGAUCUAGAGGAGUGUUUGGUUCUUUAAGAAAACAAAAAUGGCUAAGUCAUAUGGAGCUCUCUUCCUCUUGGCCCUCGUUGUCUUCUCCUUGCUCCAAACCAUGGUUAUGGCCUCAAAGGGAUCUGGAGGGAAUUGGAACCCAAAACGUUAUGGACCAGGAAGCCUAAAACGUUCCCAAUGCCCGAAGGAGUGCGAUAGGAGGUGUAGCCAAACACAGUACCACAACGCGUGCAUUUUAUUCUGCAACAAAUGCUGCAGAAAAUGUUUGUGUGUGCCUCCGGGUUACUAUGGGAACAAACAAGUUUGCUCUUGCUACAACAACUGGAAAACUCAACAAGGUGGACCAAAAUGCCCUUGAAAACAUCCCAAUCGUUUUAAUAUUAUCGGUUCCUUUUUAUAAUUAAAGUUUUCGAUGAUAUUUAUAUUUCAAUUUGAUCCAACUGUUGGUUUUGUGUUUCUUGUUCUAUCUAUUUUAUUCCUAAUGUUGUAAUGCUAUGCCACUCCUUUGGGACUUUGUUCUAAAUCCCUUAAAAUAUGAGAGUGGCCUAUAAAUGAAUGAUAUUUUCAUAAAUAAUAAUUUGUUUUAAACU
Molecule: messenger RNA, 674 nt
Organism: Raphanus sativus (radish)
Lineage: Eukaryota; Viridiplantae; Streptophyta; Magnoliopsida; Brassicales; Brassicaceae
Product: gibberellin-regulated protein 4
Exons: 4
Coding region: 122-442 (106 amino acids)
Source: RefSeq, a predicted model, not a curated record